Molecule: messenger RNA, 573 nt
Organism: Colletotrichum costaricense
Lineage: Eukaryota; Fungi; Ascomycota; Sordariomycetes; Glomerellales; Glomerellaceae
Exons: 3
Coding region: 1-573 (190 amino acids)
Source: RefSeq, a predicted model, not a curated record
AUGCUCAACCUUGGGAAAAAGGCCCUGAUUGGGAUCCUCCUUGUAGAGUCCUUUGGCUCAGCUAUUGCUCUGCCUCCUCGACCUCUGACGGCCAGGUCACAUGAAGUCUUCGCUCAGGGCCAUCACGUCAAGCAGAGGGACAAUUUGUCUCCUUAUGCUGGACUCUUCGUUCGGGAUGAUGAUGAUGAUGAUCGUGAGUCGCAACAACACUACCAGGACUUGGUCAUGAUCUCACUGCUGACUGGUACCAAAGCACCAAAGCCACCGAAUGGUCCGCCCCGGCCUGAUAAUAAUCCGGCACCACCGCGUCCUCCUCAAAGAGAUGAGGACGAUGACGAGGAUGAUCUACCCCGUCCUCAACAGACUCCCCCACCACCACCUAAUCCUCCCAACCCGCCUCCCAAUCCACCCAAUCCGCCUCCCAGUCCACCUAAUCCACCGCCGAACCCGCCAAACCCUCCACCCAAUCCGCCCAAUCCGCCACCAAACCCCAAUCCACCACCACCACCAGCCGUUAUGAACAUGGAUGAUGACGACGAUGAUGCCCCCGGUCAGACGGAUAUGGAUGACUAG